Messenger RNA from Colletotrichum aenigma, 1653 nucleotides. RefSeq names its product C2H2 finger domain transcription factor sebA (gene sebA). The coding region runs from base 1 to 1653 and encodes 550 amino acids. The transcript has 2 exons. Lineage: Eukaryota; Fungi; Ascomycota; Sordariomycetes; Glomerellales; Glomerellaceae. Gene Ontology annotation, biological process: regulation of transcription by RNA polymerase II. The record is from RefSeq and is a predicted model, not a curated record. Gene Ontology annotation, molecular function: RNA polymerase II cis-regulatory region sequence-specific DNA binding; DNA-binding transcription factor activity, RNA polymerase II-specific.
AUGGACGCCCACAUGAUGACGGCCCAGGCUUUGGGACAAGCUCCCUUCCUCUACUACAGACCCGACCAGCAGAAGCCCGAUGCUUCAAGGCACCGCGGUCACUUCUCGCAGCAGCCCAACCUCCACCAGCAGAUGGCCAUGUACCCCAUGGUUCCGACUCUUCCCUCAACUCCCAUCUACUCCAGACCGACCUCUUCCUGCUCACAGCCCAUGGGCCCCACGCUGUACAGCAACGGCCCUGCGACCAUGACUCCCGUCGCCUCUCCCCAGCCCAUGAGCAACAAGCCGGCAAUCAUGCUGGAGACUGAGAUUUGCGAGACGGAACACAUCUACUACCCCUCCACGCCGCCUCUGUCCACCUCAGGCAGCGCCAUCAGCAGCCCCAACAACACCUGCGAGCUCCUUCAAACCCCGAUGAACCCCAUGUUCUCCGGCCUCGAUGGCCUCGACAGCCUCGAGAGCUUCAAGGAGACCCUGGAGGUGCCCGAGAACCUCGCGGUUGACUGGUCCAGCUGCGGAUCCCCCCCGAUGACGCCUGUGUACCUGCAAAACCAGGUCCCUUCGCUUAGCACCAACACUAGCGACCUCCUUUCCACAGCAUCUUGCCCUUCGCUCUCUCCCUCACCUUCACCGUAUGCCAGGUCCGUCGCGUCUGAACAGGACCUUGACUUCUGCGACCCCCGCAACCUGACUGUCGCUGUUGCGCCCAACACCUCCAACCCGACCUUGGCCCCCGAGUACGCAGCCUUCACUGUCAGUGACGACUUCAGGGGGGACGUUCCUGCCAAGACCCCUACCUCAGCUCCUUCCAACUUUGACUUCAACCCUGCCAUUCCUCACGGCCUUCCCGCCUUCGAGGACCUGUCUGAUCUGGAGUCCGAGGACGACUUUGUCAACGGCCUGGUCAACCUUGGUGACGCUACCUCAACCACUCGCCCUCGCGCCUGCACCGGCUCAAGUGUCGUCUCCCUCGGUCACGCCAGCUUCAUCGGCGCUGAGGAGGACUUCACCUUCGACGGCCUUGAGGCUUCUGCUGCUUGCUUCCCCAGCCCUUCUGCUUCCUGCUCCGACGAGGACUGCCACCAGGAAAAGCGCCGCAGGGUCUCCAUCAAGGAGUCCACUCCCGUCAUGACUUCCGCCGCCGGUUCUUCCCAGGCCGCCAGCAGUGAGAAGCAGCAGAGCAACACCCCUGCCUCUGACGCCAACAGCUCUUCCGACUCUGAGACCCCCUCUGCUCCCCUCCCCGCCCCGGUCAACCGCCGCGGUCGCAAGCAGUCUCUCACCGAGGAUCCCUCAAAGACCUUCGUCUGCGAGCUCUGCAACCGUCGCUUCCGUCGCCAGGAGCACCUCAAGCGCCACUACCGCUCGCUCCACACCCAGGAGAAGCCCUUUGAGUGCAACGAGUGCGGCAAGAAGUUUUCUCGCAGCGACAACCUGUCCCAGCACGCCCGCACCCACGGCAGUGGCGCCAUUGUCAUGGAGCUCGACGAGUCCGGUGUCCACUCAUUCGACCACGGCAUGAUGGGCCACCCAGAGGACUACCAGCACCUCGGCAAGGUCCUGUUCCAGGUUGCUGCCGAGAUUCCCGGCAGUGCCAGCGAAUUGUCAUCUGAAGAGGACAACGGCAAGAAGAAGAGGAAGCGCUCCGACUGA